GACCGUAUAAUGCAGUAAAGGUCAAAUGUCUGCAUCUGACUCUUCUAGUCUUCUUCUUCCUUCUCUCCGAACAUCACUGACUGGCUGGUUCCAGAUUGAAUUCUCUCCUAAUUUUUCUAAUUUAAUGGUGUAGGAAGAUAUUUUCUCUUGUUUCAAGAUUUUUGUUUUUGUUUUGGUGUCGGAAUGGAUGCUUCAACUUGUUUGCCGAUUGGAAGUAGAGUUAGUUUUUGUACUACAUUAAAUCGUUCGAGAAGAAGUAUUCGAGCUGGAAGAGUUGAUUAUUCAGUUUUCUCUAAGAAGAGGAAAAAUUCUUACUCGUCAAAUUCAAUUGUCAAACCCUAUUUAUCUCAAUCUCUUUGUAAUUCAACUCAAUUUCAACAACAACGAUGGGUGAUUCAAUGUGCAUCCUCAUCUCAUGGUCAUCACGUUCACGAUCAUCAUCAUGAAGAGGAACACAAACACAGUAAAAAACAUGAUCAUGAUCAUGAGCAUCAUCACCAUCACCAUCAUCAUCAUGGUGGUGGUGGAGAAUGUUUGGAACUGACUAAUUCUCAGAAAGCAGUUCUUAAAUUUGCUAAAGCGAUUGGAUGGGCUGACUUAGCUGGAUUUCUCCGUGAGAAUUUACAACUUUGUUGUUGUUCUGCAGCUUUGCUUCUUUGUGCUGCUGUUUCCCCAUAUUUAGUUCCUAAAUCAGUUGCUAAGCUUCUUCAGAAUGCCUUCAUCUCUAUCGCGUUUCCUCUCGUUGGGGUUUCAGCUGGACUUGAUGCUGCGAUUGAUAUUGCGGCUGGAAAAGUAAACAUUCAUGUCCUUAUGGCUCUUGCAGCCUUUGCAUCGGUAUUCAUGGGGAAUGCUUUAGAAGGAGCCUUACUUCUUGCAAUGUUCAACUUGGCUCAUAUUGCUGAAGAAUAUUUCACUAGCCGCUCAAUGGUUGAUGUUAAAGAAUUAAAGGAUGGGCAUCCAGAUUUUGCGCUCGUUGUGGAGAUGAAGGGUGACAAACUACCUCAUCUCUCUGACUUGGCGUACAAACAAGUCCCUCUGCCUGACGUUGAAGUUGGUUCAUACAUCUUGGUCAGAGCUGGUGAGUCUGUUCCAGUUGAUGGUGAAGUUUCGCAAGGGAGAUCAACAAUCACAAUUGAGCAUUUGACUGGUGAAGCCAAACCAGUAGAGAUGAAAGUUGGGGAUAGGAUCCCUGGUGGUGCAAGAAACUUGGAUGGUAUGAUGAUAGUCAAGGCGACGAAAACAUGGAAUGAGUCAACAUUGAACAGGAUUGUGCAGUUGACUGAAGAAGCACAGUUGAAUAAACCAAAGCUACAAAGGUGGCUAGACGAAUUUGGAGACCGGUACAGUAAGGUUGUAGUAGCUCUGUCUCUUGGAGUUGCUAUCCUUGGACCAUUUCUAUUUAAGUGGCCCUUCAUUGGCACGUCAGUUUGCAGAGGAUCAGUUUACCGAGCAUUAGGGCUUAUGGUCGCCGCAUCACCGUGUGCGUUAGCAGUAGCUCCUCUGGCUUAUGCCACUGCAAUCAGUGCUUGUGCAAGUAAGGGAAUAUUACUGAAGGGUGGACAUGUAUUUGAUGCUUUGGCAUCGUGCAACACGAUCGCUUUUGAUAAAACUGGAACACUGACUACUGGGGAGCUUAUGUGCAAAGCGAUUGAGCCUAUUCAUGGACAUCGGGAAGUGUUUAGAUCGAAAGGUGCUUGCUGUACGCCUAAUUGUGAGAAAGAAGCUCUUGCUGUAGCUGCUGCAAUGGAAAAAGGGACUACUCAUCCCAUUGGAAGAGCUGUUGUGGACCACAGCAUAGGAAAAGAUCUUCCCUCCCUGUCCGUCGAAAACUUUGAAUCAUUGCCUGGUAGAGGUCUCUAUGCAACAUUGACAGGUGUUGAGUCAGGAACAAGAAAUGGGGAGCUGCUGAAGGCAUCACUUGGUUCAGUAGAGUAUAUUGCCUCACUGUUUAACUCAGAGGAUGAUUCGAAGAAGAUAAAAGAGGCUGUGAGCACAUCUUCCUUUGGAAGUGACCUUGUACAUGCGGCUCUAUCUGUUAAUAGUAAGGUAACACUAUUUCACUUUGAGGAUAAGCCUAGACCGGGUGUUGCAAGCGUAAUAUCUGAGUUGAAAGAUCAUGGGAAGCUUCGUGUGAUGAUGUUAACUGGUGACCAUGAAUCAAGUGCUUCCAGGGUUGCAAGUACUGUGGGGAUCAGUGAAGUGUACAGCAGCCUGAAACCUGAGGAUAAGCUUAAUCAAGUGAAAACUAUUUCAAGAGAUAUGGGAGGGGGUUUGAUUAUGGUUGGUGAUGGGAUCAAUGAUGCACCAGCGCUUGCUGCUGCCACUGUAGGCAUUGUGCUCGCUCAACGUGCCAGUGGAACAGCUAUAGCUGUGGCAGAUGUUCUUUUGUUGCGGGACGACAUUUGUACAGUACCAUUUUGUAUUGCUAAAGCCCGUCAAACUACUUCACUGGUCAAGCAAAGUGUGGCUCUCGCACUUACAUGCAUAAUACUUGCUGCUCUUCCGUCUGUUCUGGGUUUUCUCCCACUUUGGUUAACGGUUCUUCUGCAUGAAGGUGGUACGCUUCUUGUUUGCCUAAAUUCUAUUCGUGCCUUAAACAACCCCACUUGGUCCUGGAAGCAGGAUUUCCAGCUCAUGCAUAAAUCAUUCAUGUCAUCUUUAGCUAUGCUGUUGAGAAGACCGCCAAUUUCAGAUACCGUACAGGCUAAACCAGUGUAACUGUGUAGUUUGAUAGUCUCUUUUAUGUUGCAUAUCUCACAUAUCUCAAUCAAAGUGAGUAGAUAACAGAUGUUGGAUAUUUGUGCAUAACUCUUCCUUGUAUCAUUUUAUCUUGUACAUAAUUUAAGCAAUCGAUUUAUCAUCUUUUCGGUCAUUUACCUCCUAAUCCGUGUAAAGGAUCCAUUUUACUGUGCCAAGCACAAUGGAUAUUUAUCAAUGGAAGCUCAAGCUGUUAUCCUUUA
Molecule: messenger RNA, 2960 nt
Organism: Papaver somniferum (opium poppy)
Lineage: Eukaryota; Viridiplantae; Streptophyta; Magnoliopsida; Ranunculales; Papaveraceae
Product: probable cadmium/zinc-transporting ATPase HMA1, chloroplastic
Exons: 13
Coding region: 184-2718 (844 amino acids)
Biological process (GO): monoatomic cation transport
Cellular component (GO): membrane
Molecular function (GO): ATP binding; ATPase-coupled monoatomic cation transmembrane transporter activity; ATP hydrolysis activity
Source: RefSeq, a predicted model, not a curated record